UAUGGGCCCUUUAAUAAUAAACCAUCCUGCUAGGAAUUCUGGGUGACUACGCCCCGUACUCUGUUAUUGUUUGUUGUUAUAUACAUUGCCUGAGACAUAAUUUUACAAUAGUUUCAAGAGAAAGUUUUAGCCUAAAACAUUUUUAUCAAUCCUGCAUUGUAGAGAGGUCCAUGAAGUUUUACCAUUGUUUUAACAUUAUCAAUGCUACAUAUAUGGUCACAGAAGACAUGUAGCUUUGCUGUUCUGGAAAGUAAAUAUAAUGGCUAUAUUUGCACUGUAGACAUUGCAACCUCUGGUACCUGUCACCACCACUGUAAAGAAACCUUUAGAGUUGGUACAUUUCUCUGCAGUGCACCAUUUCACAUUAAAAUUAUGAAUAUGUACAUCUCAACAAUUUAUUUAUGUCGAAAUGUUUUAAAAUCUGUGGAAUUAAAAGUAAGUUGGUGUAGCUUUGAAAUUGCAUUGUUGCAGUGUAGUAAAAGCAGGCCUAUUACUAGGCUGUGAUAGAGCUCCUGUGUGUCUAUUUCAGUGCAAAGAGCUUUGAAUUCCACUUGCCUACAUGAAAUGUUCACAAGACUGUAGCUCAUAAACAAGCCAACUAUUGAUGUCUGUAUGCAAUAACAAAGACCAAGUGUUUUAUUCAGGCAUCUAGCUGUCUCAGACAGCAUAUUUUAGCCCAUUUCACAUGGGAGAGCAUUAGAGCAUUAGAACAUACAACAUAGCAACAAUAAGAAAAAUAUAUAUUUUUUGGACAUUGAUCUUUCAUAGUAUAAUAGAAAGGAUGGGAGUCUUAAUUUUUGCAAAAUUGAAAAACUAUUCCAUACGGAAAUGGUAAAAUUUGGGAUCUGUAAAAGGUCAGAUGUGAGGAAGAAACAACUUUAGUGUGUCCUCUAAUGACUUUAAUUUUGAAACCUUGAACAAUGGCUUGGUUUGAUAUAGCAGCUAAAAAGUUUGGAUUUCCCACUAUUGAACUGUUUGUGAAGGCAGGAAGUGAUGGAGAAAGUAUUGGAAACUGUCCUUUCUCCCAGAGGCUUUUUAUGAUCCUUUGGCUAAAGGGAGUCAUUUUCAAUGUCACUACUGUGGAUCUCAAGAGGAAACCAGCUGACCUGCAGGACCUUGCCCCAGGCACCAACCCACCUUUUAUGACCUUUAAUGGUGAAGUACUGGUGGAUGUUAACAAGAUCGAGGAAUUUCUUGAGGAAAGGCUUGUGCCACCAAGGUACCCAAAGUUGGCUGCCAAGCACCCAGGGUCAAACACAGCAGGAAUAGAUGUAUUUGCCAAGUUUUCUGCAUAUAUCAAGAACCCUCGGAAAGAGGCAAAUGAUGGCUUGGAAAAGGCUCUAUUGAAAUCUCUGAAGAGAUUGGAUGAGUAUUUACAGUUUCCUUUGCCAGAGGAGAUUGAUGCCAACAGCACCGAUGACCCAGCACCAUCCACACGCAGCUUCCUAGAUGGACCAGACCUGACUCUGGCUGACUGUAACCUACUUCCAAAACUACACAUUAUCAAGAUUGUUGCGAAGAAGUAUAGAGGUUUCGAGAUUCCAGCUGAUAUGAAAGGGAUUUGGCGCUACCUGAACUCUGCCUACCAGAGAGAAGAGUUCAUCAACACCUGCCCUGCAGAACGAGAGAUUGAGUUUGCCUACUUGGACGUCGCCAAAAAGAUCAAAUAAAUUUGGCAUAAACAGAUGUACACUCUUAAAAAUACAGUUGCCAUAAAUGAUUCUUCAGAGCGAUGCCACAGAAAAAAAAACACUUUUGGUCCCCAGAAUUAGGGGUGUAACAACACAAAAUGUAUCAUAAUGUAUCAUAAUGUUUUGUUGUAUCAUAGGUAGUAAGUUAGCUUGUGGCUACUCUAUUAGCCGGGGGCUAACAUAUUCACUUGCAGCUAGAGCGUUAGAUUGGGCUCUUGUUUAGUGUUUCUGUACUUCUAAGAAACUCCACAGUGCCAUUCUAAAUCUCAAUUGUUGUUUUAUGCUCUAAUAGUUUGAAAAUGGAAAUAUUAAUAUAAGGCAGAGGUCACCAACCCUGGUCCUGGAGAUUUACCUUUCUGUGAACUGUAGUUUCAACCACAAUCAGCUACACCUGCUCCAGCUAAUUCAUUUCUUCAGAAGUCUGGGUCAGCUGAAUUAGUGUUUGGAAACGGAGGCAGCAUGUUAGAUGUUAGAGAGUAGAUCUCCAGGAAGAAUGUUGGUGACCAUUGAGACAGGGCUGUUUUAAAAAAUGAAUCAAGGCACUAUGUCAUAUCAAACCCCAUUUCUUGUGAAUUCUGUGAAUUGUUAUGCCCAUACAAAGAACUUUUCAACUGACGGUCCUUCAAACAACCACUUUGUAAAUGAGACCACAUAAUUCCACAUAAUGUAAAGAGUCUUCAACAAAUUUUCCCAGAGCUUUAUGUCCAAGAACCAUUUAGGAACCUUUAU
Molecule: messenger RNA, 2420 nt
Organism: Colossoma macropomum (tambaqui)
Lineage: Eukaryota; Metazoa; Chordata; Actinopteri; Characiformes; Serrasalmidae
Product: chloride intracellular channel protein 4
Exons: 6
Coding region: 921-1670 (249 amino acids)
Source: RefSeq, a predicted model, not a curated record